UAAAAUCGUAAAACCAGAGCCCGUCUAUUAGACAUUCUCUGGUAAAACCCAAACCCCUAUGGUAAAACCAGACUCAGGAGCGAUUCACACAGGGAUCUCUAAGAGCAAAACGACAUGGCGUAGUCACCCAUAACGUUAUUGAUCAUAUAAAAAGGAUACAAUAAUUAUUUUAGGGGUGGUGGUUGCAAACUAGUCGUCCAACUAAAAGAUCCAAUGCAACGACAACUAGCUAGCUAGGCUAGCUAACGUUAACCCGCGGAUUUCCAGGCCGUACUGCUCUCUUCGAGGAAACAAGUAAACAUAAUGUCGGAUUCGGACAGUGACGAGGAGCAUGGUCGCCCAUUCUCUCUCACGGGCUUUCUGUUUGGCAAUAUCAACGAGGAUGGACAGCUGGAGGGUGACAGCGUGCUCGACACGGAGUCCAAGAAGCACUUGGCAGGGUUGGGAUCACUGGGUCUGGGCUCGCUCAUCACAGAGAUCACUGCCAGUGAGGAGGACGAAGACCGCGAUGAUGAGAAAGAACAGGCAGGAACCGACUCUGAAGGUUGGGUGAAAAGCACAGAAGAUGCGGUGGACUACUCUGACAUCAGUGAAGUCGCGGAGGAUGAAACAAGGAAAUACAGACAAGCCAUGGGAAGCCUACAUCCUGGCAGGGCAAAUGAUGAUGAGGAUGACUACGAUGCAGACUGUGAAGACAUUGACGCCAAGUUGAUGCCCCCUCCUCCACCACCAAGCCUACCUACACCAGGGAAGAAAGAUGAGCUUCCAAGCCAAACCACCAGUGUAGUUGGGGAUGAAGGGGACGGCAUCAUCCUCCCCUCCAUCAUCGCUCCAUCCUCCGCUGUGGAGAAGGUGGACUUCAGCAGCUCGUCGGACUCUGAGUCGGAGGCUGACCGGCCCUCGCAGGGCCCCGGAGGGGGCGGCCCUGCUAUUCUCUCACUGCCCCUGGCCGGCAUCAUGCAGAAGGAUGCGGCCAAGGCCCUGCCCGGUGUCACAGAGCUCUUCCCAGUGUUCAGACCUGGAAAGGUGCUGAGGUUCUUGCGGCUCUUUGGCCCAGGCAAGAACACCACCUCCGUGUGGCGUAGCGCCCGCAGGAAGAGGAAGAGGAAGCAGCGAGAGCCGCAGCCCGGCACGCCCCCACCCGAGGGCGAGGUUCCUGAGUGCGAGAAGAAGCCCAGCUGGAACUACGAGUAUGCCCCACCGCCACCUCCCGAACAGUGCCUGUCCGAUGACGAGAUCACAAUGAUGGCUCCAGUGGAGUCCAAGUUCUCGCAGACGUCCGGCGAGGGCGAUAAGGUGACCGAGUCGCGGCCGAAGGUGGCCGAAUGGCGGUACGGUCCGGCGCAGCUCUGGUACGACAUGCUGGGGGUGCCGGAGGAUGGCAGCGGCUUCCAUUAUGGCUUCAAGCUCAAAGAGGAGGGACCAGAGGAGGCGCAGCCCACACCUGCUCCUGCACCUCCACCUCCUCCUCCACCUCCACCUGCACUUGCUACCACACCUGAGUCACAGAAUGAGGAGCUGAAUGAGGAGGAGCAGGAGAGGCAAAAUUUGGAAGACGAGCUCUUCCUCAUGGUCACUCAGCUGCAGUGGGAGGAUGACAUCAUCUGGAACGGGGAGGAUGUGAAGCACAAGGGCACUAAGACCCAGCGAGCGAGCCUGGCAGGGUGGCUGCCCUCCAGCAUGACCCGCAAUGCUAAUGCAUACAAUGCCCAGCAAGGUCUUACAAGGAGCAUCUCUCAGUUGGUUCCGCCAACCCCACCUCCCAUGCCCAAAGCCCCCUCUAUCUCAGGGUCCAAGAGAGACAAACAUAACCAAGACCAUCAAGUGUCCCAUGAGGAUGAUGCGCCGUGGUUCUCCAUCUUCCCCAUCGAUAAUGAGGAGCUGGUGUAUGGACGCUGGGAGGACAACAUCAUAUGGGAUGACCAGAACAUGGACCACAUGCUGUGUCCCCCCGUGCUCACUCUGGACCCAAACGAUGAGAACAUCAUCCUAGAAAUCCCAGAUGAGAAGGAGGAAAGGACAUCCCACUCGCCCUCCAAGGAGAACAAGAAAGAGACGGCCCUGAAGAAGAGCCGCAUCCUGCUGGGAAAGACCGGCGUCAUCAAGGAGGAGCCACAGCAGAACAUGUCUCAACCGGAGGUGAAGGAUCCCUGGAACCUGUCCAAUGAUGAGUUCUACUACCCCAAACAGCAGGGGCUCAGGGGCACCUUCGGAGGCAACAUCAUCCAGCACUCCAUCCCUGCGGUGGAGCUGAGGCAGCCGUUCUUCCCCACGCACAUGGGUCCCAUGAAGCUGCGCAUGUUCCACCGACCCUCGCUCAAGAAGUACUCGUUUGGAGCGCUGUCUCAGCCCGGCCCGCACCCGUCCCAGCCGCUGCUCAAGCACAUCAAGAAGAAGGCCAAGAUGCGGGAGCAGGAGAGACAGGCCUCGGGUGGAGGAGACAUGUUCUUCAUGCGCACGGCGCAGGACCUCACGGGCAAGGAUGGAGAUCUCAUCCUUGCAGAGUACAGCGAGGAGUACCCGCCCCUCAUCAUGCAAGUCGGCAUGGCAACCAAGAUCAAGAACUACUACAAGAGAAAACCAGGUAAGGAUCCAGGCGCUCCAGACUCUAAAUAUGGAGAGACUGUGUACUGCCACACAUCACCAUUCCUGGGUUCGCUGCACCCUGGUCAGCUUCUACAGGCAUUUGAGAACAAUUUGUUCCGAGCUCCCAUCUACCUUCAUAAGAUGCCAGAGACAGACUUCCUCAUCAUCCGGACGCGGCAGGGCUACUACAUCAGAGAGCUGGUGGACAUGUUUGUGGUGGGACAGGAGUGCCCUCUCUACGAAGUGCCCGGCCCCAACUCCAAACGAGCAAACACACACAUCAGGGACUUCCUGCAGGUGUUCAUUUACAGAUUGUUCUGGAAGAGUAAGGACCGUCCACGGCGUAUCCGUAUGGAGGACAUCAAGAAGGCUUUCCCCUCGCACUCCGAGAGCAGCAUUCGCAAACGCCUCAAACUCUGUGCUGACUUCAAACGCACAGCCAGGUGUCAGGAGAGAGAGAGAGGCUCAGGCAGGGAAGGGAUGGACUCCAACUGGUGGGUGGUGAAGCCUGACUUCCGGUUGCCCACGGAGGAGGAGAUCAGGGCCAUGGUGUCCCCAGAGCAGUGCUGCGCCUACUACAGCAUGCUGGUAGCAGAGCAGAGACUCAAGGAUGCGGGCUAUGGAGAGAAAUCCUUCUUCGCCCCUGAGGAGGAGAAUGAAGAAGACUUCCAAAUGAAGAUUGAUGAUGAAGUGCGGACCGCCCCCUGGAACACCACACGCGCUUUCAUCGCCGCCAUGAAGGGGAAGUGCCUGCUGGAGGUGGCCGGGGUGGCUGACCCCACGGGCUGUGGAGAGGGCUUCUCCUACGUCAAAAUCCCCAACAAACCCACCCAGCAGAAGCUGAUGUCCUCCACCCAGGACGACCGCGAGCUUCAGCCCGUAAAGAAGACUGUGACCGGCACAGACGCCGAUCUCCGACGCCUGUCCCUGAAGAACGCCAAACAGCUGCUCCGCAAGUUUGGCGUUCCAGAGGAAGAGAUUAAGAAGCUGUCCCGUUGGGAGGUCAUCGACGUGGUGAGGACCAUGUCCACGGAGCAGGCGCGCUCGGGCGAGGGGCCCAUGAGCAAGUUUGCCCGCGGCUCUCGCUUCUCUGUGGCCGAGCACCAGGAGCGCUACAAAGAGGAGUGCCAGAGGAUCUUCGACCUGCAGAACAAGGUUCUGGAGUCGACGGAGGUGUUAUCGACGGACACAGACAGCAGCUCGGCGGAGGACAGCGACUUCGAGGAGAUGGGCAAGAACAUCGAGAGCAUGCUGCAGAACAAGAAGACGAGCUCGCAGCUGAGCCGCGAGCGGGAGGAGCAGGAGCGCAAGGAGCUGCAGCGCAUGCUGAUGGGCGAGGACGGGGACAAGGACAAGAGCAAGGGACGCCGCAAGGGCCUGUCCAGCGCUGUGUCCACCGGCUCUCACAAGGAUGAUGACACAUCCUCAGUGACCAGCCUGAACUCCUCGGCCACUGGCCGGCGUUUGAAGAUCUACCGCACAUUCCGCGACGAGGACGGCAAGGAGUAUGUCCGCUGCGAGACCGUGCGCAAGCCCGCCGUCAUCGAUGCCUACACGCGUAUUCGCACCACGAAGGACGAGGAGUUCAUUCGUAAGUUUGCGCUGUUCGACGAGCAGCACCGCGAGGAGAUGCGGAAGGAGAGGAGACGCAUCCAGGAGCAGCUGAGACGCCUCAAGCGCAACCAGGAGAAGGACAAGUUCAAGGGCCCGCCGGAGAAGAAGGCCAAGAAGGUCAAGGAGAGGCCCGACCUCAAGCUGAAGUGUGGCGCUUGCGGUGCCAUUGGCCACAUGAGGACCAAUAAGUUCUGCCCGCUCUACUACCAGACCAACGCUCCGCCAUCCAACCCCGUUGCCAUGACGGAGGAGCAGGAGGAGGAGCUGGAAAAGACGGUCAUCCACAACGACAACGAGGAGCUCAUUAAGGUGGAGGGCACCAAAAUAGUCCUGGGAAAACAACUCAUUGAGAGCGCUGAUGAGGUCCGCAGGAAGUCUCUGGUGCUGAAGUUCCCCAAGCAGCAACUUCCACCCAAGAAGAAGAGGCGCGUGGGGACUACUGUCCACUGCGAUUAUCUCAAUCGGCCACACAAGUCCAUCCAUCGGCGCCGCACCGACCCCAUGGUCACGCUGUCAUCAGUCCUGGAGGGCAUCAUCAACGACAUAAGGGAUCUGCCCAACACAUACCCGUUCCACACUCCGGUGAAUGCCAAGCUGGUGAAGGAUUACUAUAAGAUCAUCACGCGGCCCAUGGACCUGCAGACGCUGCGGGAGAACGUCCGCAAGCGCAUGUACCCCUCACGGGAGGAGUUCCGAGAGAGUGUGGAGCUCAUCGUCAAGAACAGCUCCACCUACAACGGAGUCAAGCACCCUCUCACCCAGGUGGCUCAGUCCAUGUUGGACCUGUGUGAAGAGAAGAUUAAAGAGAAAGAGGAUCGUCUGGUGCGACUGGAGAAGGCUAUCAAUCCACUGCUGGAUGAUGACGAUCAAGUGGCGUUCUCCUUCAUCCUCGACAACAUCGUCACACAGAAGAUGAUGAACGUGCCUGACUCUUGGCCAUUUCAACACCCUGUUAAUAAGAAGUUUGUUCCUGAUUACUAUAAAGUUAUAGUCAGCCCUAUGGAUCUGGAAAACAUUCGGAAGAACAUUUCCAAGCAUAAAUACCAAAACCGGGACGUCUUCCUCUCUGACGUCAGCCUGGUCCACGCAAACAGUGUCAAGUACAAUGGCCCCGACAGCCCAUACACCAAGACUGCUCUUGAGAUUGUAAAUGUCUGCAAGCAGACCCUGGCAGAGUAUGAUGAGCAUCUCACCCAGUUGGAGAAGGACAUCUCCACCGCUAAGGAGGCCGCCCUGGACGCUGCCGAUCUGGAGUGUUUGGACCCCAUGACCCCAGGACCAUACACACCACAGCCUGCUGAGUUGUUUGACAGCAGUACCUCUCUGAGUCUGCAGGGUGACGCUAGCCUCUUAGCCGAGGCUACGCUUCUCCCCACGCCAGAGAAAAGAGGGGUGCAGGGUCGCCACGGCCGCAGGCUCGGAGAGGAAGAGUCUGAUGUGGACAUAGAAGGCUUUGAGGAAGAGGAUGAUGGCAAGCCCAAAACACCUGCCCCAGCCGAGGACGGAGAGGGCGAUCUGGACGACGACGAGGAGGACGAGGACGAGAUGCUGCUGCCGCCGCACCGUCGAGGCCACGAGGAUGAGUACGAGGACGAAGAUGAAGGCUCCAGCAGACCGCCGCAGGCCAGCGUGCUCUACCAGGACCUCCUCAUGUCCGACGGAGAGGACGAUGCCAGCGAGGAGGAGGGAGACAACCCUUUCUCCUCGAUCCAUCUGUCAGAGAGCGGCAGCGACUCGGACCGUGAGCCGCCGCCUGCGUCCAGGGUGCACCAGGAGAGCGCGCGCAUGGGCAUGGGUCUGGACCAGGAGGAGAGCAUGAUGUCCUACGAGGGAGAGGGCCCUGACGAGGAGACCCACAUGGAGGACAGCAACGUCAGCUAUGGCAGCUAUGAUGAGAUGGAGGCGCAGCGACAGAGACAGAACUCCAGCCUGGGCAAUGGAGAGGAGGACGGCGUUAGCGAAGAGGAGGAAGAGGAGGACGAGAGAGACGGCGGCCGGAGAGGGCCAAGUGUCCUCACUCAGGUCCAGCUCAGUGAGGACGAAGAGGACAGUGAGGAGUUCCGCUCCGUCGGAGGAGACAGUGACAUGGACUCAGACAACUAGAUUAAAGACCAUGGACGCAUUCGAGUACAACAAUCAAUUUUACUCAGAAGUUCACACAUGUGGAAGUGCAUGUUGGCCCCGUCAACGUGCUUGGACUGUGCUGCCAGUCUUGUUUCCAUGGGAGGGUUUAGUUCCAGUUGUUGUGCUAUAUAUAUAAUAUUAUGUAAAUAUUGUGUCUUUUUUUGUAAGAAAACAACUCUGCGAGCCUUUUAAUAGUCGACAGGAACUAUUAUGCGAUUUAUGUUUUAAUUUUAGCAGAAUGUCAUUCAGUGACGUCAAUGUAGUCUAUCCGAAACUGUUUAAAUAGCAUUGGGCAGUCGCUUGACGUGGUGCAAACUAAAACAGAAAUGUUUUUUUGAAAGGUGUUCAUAAGCAGCAUUUCAGUGUUGAUAUUUUGUCAUAAGAAUAAAUUACUUUUGUUACAUCGCA
Molecule: messenger RNA, 6732 nt
Organism: Alosa alosa (allis shad)
Lineage: Eukaryota; Metazoa; Chordata; Actinopteri; Clupeiformes; Clupeidae
Gene: taf1
Product: TAF1 RNA polymerase II, TATA box binding protein (TBP)-associated factor
Exons: 42
Coding region: 304-6303 (1999 amino acids)
Biological process (GO): RNA polymerase II preinitiation complex assembly; transcription by RNA polymerase II; DNA-templated transcription initiation
Cellular component (GO): transcription factor TFIID complex
Molecular function (GO): histone acetyltransferase activity; DNA binding; TBP-class protein binding
Source: RefSeq, a predicted model, not a curated record